Molecule: messenger RNA, 1129 nt
Organism: Erythranthe guttata (spotted monkey flower)
Lineage: Eukaryota; Viridiplantae; Streptophyta; Magnoliopsida; Lamiales; Phrymaceae
Gene: TLP18.3
Product: thylakoid lumen 18.3 kDa protein
Source: RefSeq, a predicted model, not a curated record
AAUUAUGAACCAAACAAAAACUCAAACCCAGAAAUUUUCCCGAUCACCAAAUUCCCUACUCACGCAUGACACACCCCCACCGUUUCCAAUUUCCGACGCUGUAAAUUUCAACCCAUCGCCAUGGAAACCAUUCUCUCACCUACCUCCUUCUGCCCACUUCUCAAAACCCAUCUCCCUCGCCACCCCAAAUCGAAUUCCGCGCUCAAACCCAUUUUCUGCGCCCUAAAAAAGCAAUCUUUGCAGUCGGUUCAGCCGCAAUCCUCGUACAAUCCCACCACCACUUGGCUCUCCAAUGUCCACCAAGGAAUAGCGGCGCUCGCCAUUUCUCUGGCCCUCAAUUUUACACUACCAAUUUUGACCGACGCCGCUUUGGCGUCGGAAUUCGAUGUUCUUAACGACGGCCCGCCCAAAGAUUCGUACGUUAUCGACGACGCCGGAGUUCUCAGCCGCGUGACGAAAUCCGACUUGAAGAGAUUGUUGUCCGAUUUGGAGUUCAGAAAAGGCUACCACAUUAACGUUGUCACUGUCCGCAAGCUCACUAGCAAAGCAGAUGCAUUUGAAUAUGCUGACCAAGUAUUGGAAAAAUGGUACCCAACUAUCGAGGAAGGCAAUAAUAAAGGCAUAAUUGUGCUCGUCACAAGUCAAAAAGAAGGCGCCGUGACAGGUGGCCCCGAUUUCAUCAAAGCUGUCGGUGAUUCUAUUCUCGACGCCACUGUAUCCGAAAAUCUUCCAGUGCUAGCGGUAGAUGAGAAGUACAACGAAGCAGUAUAUAGUGCCGCUAAGCGUUUAGCGUCUGCUGUGGACGGGCUUCCGGAUCCCGGGGGCCCACAGGCUAAGGACUACAAAAGAGAAUCUAACUUCAAAACGAAAGAAGAGACAGACGAGAAACGGGGUCAGUUCACUCUUGUUGUUGGAGGUUUGUUAGUCAUUGCUUUCGUUGUUCCUAUGGCACAAUACUUCGCUUAUGUCUCCAAGAAAUGAAGCAAUCCCGGAUUUUUUUUUUCUUUUUUAAAACUUCCCAUUUGAGUUGAACGAGUGUAUAAAAUGCUGUAUAAAUGUUCGUAUCGAGUACUGAUUCACCUAGUCAUGAAUCAGCGAAUUAAAGUUUCGUAAUAUCAUCUUUCGUCUC